AUGUCUACAUCGCUGAUACGGAAUAAAAUUCUUGUACUAGGACGUCGAAAUGUAGGGAAAUUAUCAAUCAUUAAACAAAUUCUGUCAAGUUCAAACCAAAGGAUUGAUGAAAUAAUUCUCGAUCAAAACAAUGAAAAUGGCGAAACCUCAGAUAACGCAAAUCAUGCCGGAAUGAAGAUACCAUGGAAAAUAAUAACAAAGUAUUACACAGCGAAUGUUGAGUUUUGGGUUGAUGAAACAGUUCACAAAAGUCAAUUGGAUUCAGAGGUAAUAGAUGGAUACGAAAAUGAGGAAAAUGGCAUUGGAAAAGUCGUAGAUGCAAUAUUAUUUAUAUUUAAGAAAAACGAGCCGUCAACGUUUGAUGACAUCCAAGCCUACUUACCAUUUAUACAAAAAUACGAACCAUCCAUCACUCUUGCGGUAGGCACUGGAAGAAAUAUUCAACAUGAUACAAUCGAUGCAGAGAACGAUCCAUUUGAGGAUUGGUGUAUAGAAAAUGGGUUUGAAUACGUAGAUUUGGACAUGAAGAAAAGAGAUGAUGAAAUCGCAGAACGUGUUGGAAUAGAGCGAAUUUUGGAAGCGUUGCAAUCUCACAUGUGGGAAGAUAUGACCCGCUUAUCAAAAACCAAUAAGACUAGUGAUCAUAUAGAAGAUACCAAUAACAAAGAACUUUCCGAAGCAAUUUCCCAAUUAAAUCAUAAAGAAAAUAACUCUCAUCUGGAAUCUGCACCUGAAUUUGAUGAUCAUAAUUCGGCACCUUUUGAUGACAAUGAUACAGAAUUCUUUGGCGAUGCGCUGCCCUCUCAGCAAGAAAUAGAAUCUAUGCAUCAACACAUCUUUGGAGAUUUUGAUGACGAAGAUGGGUUUGACAAAGUUCUUGCUCGAUUAAAUAGUUUGCGAGAACGCGGUAAAACCCUUUCAGAUGAUGAGAGAAGAAAAUUAGCAGCAAGAGUUGCAUGUUCCUUCAACUUGCAUAUGAACAAUGAAUAA
Molecule: messenger RNA, 990 nt
Organism: Acaulospora morrowiae
Lineage: Eukaryota; Fungi; Glomeromycota; Glomeromycetes; Diversisporales; Acaulosporaceae
Source: the annotation of a GenBank genome assembly